CAAUCCAAGUGAGCAGCGCCCUCUGCUUCCUAGCUGUGCUAAUUCUUCCUGUCAUAGAAUCCCCACUGGCACUGUGCGGACCCUUGGAAGAAUCUUCUGCAACCCAGGAUAAUGCUUCCAAGCAUUGUCCCGCCACUGACGAUAUAUCGGUCAAUUCAGCUUCCUCAACUCGGAGCACACUCUGGCCACCCACCACGUCAUCCGCCUCUGCGAAGUUAACUACUAAUAUACGACCAUCAGUAGAGAUGUCAACCGCCACGCCCCGCCUCCAUGAACCAAAUAAAGACUGUCCUCCACGAGUUGGAAUAUCUUCUACUGUGUCAGAGGACAGUGCCUCCGCCUCUACCACAGCACAUGCGAGAACAUCAUCGUCAAAGUCAAAUACCGGUUGUAUGCGACCACCGAUGGAAAUGCCGUUCAUCGCAUCAGAAUUUGGGCAGCCAAGUCAAAAACAUCCGUCAACCGAGCAGCGGUCGGAUCCUGGUACUCGUCGUGAAUUGCUGCCACACAGGAUCGACGUGGCAGUUGCUGAGGCUGGGCUUCAAAAGACUCGGCAGGCUUUGGCUGAGAUCGAUGUUACACUUCCCAAAAUGGACCCGAAGGUGACAAAGAUCUCGAGCUUUAACGAGUGUUCUGACUCGGAGCUGCAAACGGUCAAAAAAACUUCUUCUCACACAUCUAUUCGAAUGGGUGUGGUCACACGGUUCAUGGAGGAUGCUUGUAUCCAGACAGAGCCCGAGCCAGUCGAGGAGAAUCCUACUGAUGUCGCCAUGCUAAUCGAAGAACUCUGCCAAGUUAAGCAGAAGAUCGAAGCUUUGACGGCUCAAUUCCCUACUGCAUCAAAGUCACUCAUUGCUACUGAUGCUCGGCUGGACUCUCUCGGCAAGCGCAAACGCCAAAACUCGGAUGAUGGGGAAAUGAUCGUUUAACGGAUCGAUUAACCUACAUACAAUUCUUGUUCCUUGCGAUGCAAAUGGUUAAAUACGUAUCCUGUCCCGCUGAUUUAGUUGCCUAUCCAUCCUUGCAACGAAUUUUCUCCAAACCACUCCGCCAUUGUUCCUCCAGUAGUUUCGCGAGCCUGAAACAUCAUUUUGUUCACCACCUUCCUUCCUGAGUCGAGCAACAUCUUCUAGAUAACAUUAUACACAUCUCCGCUGUCCUUCCAAAAACAACACUGCGCAGCCCUAAGGUUCUUCCUAAAUCCUGGUAUUUUGCCUGUAGCAUUUUGCUCCGUGGAAAAAACUUGGGUUAUUGCGCUCAGAUUCCGCACCGUCGGUGUUUUACUUAGGGAAACCAUGGUUUCUUGUCAAGUAUGGAGC
Cantharellus anzutake is the source of this 1319-nucleotide messenger RNA. RefSeq lists its product as uncharacterized. The coding region runs from base 246 to 929 and encodes 227 amino acids. The transcript has a single exon. NCBI's taxonomy places the organism in Eukaryota, Fungi, Basidiomycota, Agaricomycetes, Cantharellales, Hydnaceae. The record is from RefSeq and is a predicted model, not a curated record.